AUGCAAGCACAACAAACACCACCUUUACAAGUAUUACUUCUCUUAGAUCAAUCAUUUCAAUCCAAUUUACUCUCCACUAAAAUCAGAGAUAUUCCUCAUUAUUUAAAAUACCAAACAAUCAUAGAUCCGAUCAUCUCCGGAGGCUCCGAACAUUUAAAGGAAACCAUUAAAUUUCUCGAUACAAGACGAGAUUGGUUUACAAUUCUCAAAUUUAUGAAUGAACACAAUUCAUGUCAUAAUCCAUUCAGCAAUGUUUCCAUCAGUUCAUUGGGAUUUAAAUAUUCAUUAGCAUAUUACCGCCAAAAUGCAUUCGAAAUUGGUGCCCAAUUGGGAAAGGAAUUGAAAUUUGAUUCAAAUUUUAUAUUUCAAAUAGUUGGAAUUAGUCCUGGAUUUAUUUAUAAUAAUUCUAAUGAAGUUAUUAGAAAUGAUAGAGAAGUUGUGUUGAGAUCUGUUAAGGGAGUUGGUUCUAUGCUUAGUAUUGCUUCUGAUAGAUUGAAAGAUGACAGAGAAAUAGUAAUGGCAGCUGUCAAACAAGAUGGUGGAAGUUUAGGAUAUGCAAAUGAUAGAUUUAAGAGUGAUAGAGAAAUAGUAAUGGCAGCAGCCAAAUCAAGUGGUCAUGCUCUUAAAUUCGUUCAUGAAUCAUUAAGGAAUGAUAGAGAAAUUGUAGAGUUGGCAAUUUCACAUUGUUGGUCAUUUAUAGGAAGUGCAGGCGAGGAAAUAAAAAACGACAGAGAAAUUAUAAUGAAGGCCAUAAUGAGAAAUGAACAAGGAAGUGCCUUUCAAUAUGCUAGCAGAGAAUUGAAACUAGAUAAGAAGUUUGUUUUGGAGGUUGUCAGGAAAAGUAAGGGAUUUGCACUUGAAUAUGCACUUGAAGAAUUAAUUAAGGAUAGGGAAUUUCUUGUUGAAAUAUUGGAAAUUCCUGAAAGAUCUUCCACGAGUACAUUUUAUAUAGCGAGAUUUAUUAAGGAUGAUAGAGAUUUGAUAUUACUAACUGCUAAAUAUGAUGGAUUUAUAAUCAAAUAUAUUAAUCCAGAGUUUAAGAAGGAUAAGGAGAUUGUAUUUGAAGCUGUCAGUCAAAAUGUCAAUGUUUUUCAACAUAUUGACAAGUCAUUAAGGGAUGACAAGGAAUUUGUGUUGAGAUUGGCAAGGAAAAAUUCAAAGAUUAUUCAAUUUUUAACCAAAUCAAUGAAGAAAGAUCAUGAAUUCAUGUCUCAAAUCAAUAAACUAAACUAA
Molecule: messenger RNA, 1233 nt
Organism: Naegleria gruberi
Lineage: Eukaryota; Heterolobosea; Eutetramitea; Acrasida; Naegleriidae
Exons: 1
Coding region: 1-1233 (410 amino acids)
Source: RefSeq, a predicted model, not a curated record